Oncorhynchus mykiss (rainbow trout) is the source of this 1553-nucleotide messenger RNA. RefSeq names its product gremlin 1b (gene grem1b). Lineage: Eukaryota; Metazoa; Chordata; Actinopteri; Salmoniformes; Salmonidae. Gene Ontology annotation, molecular function: BMP binding; receptor ligand activity. Gene Ontology annotation, biological process: animal organ morphogenesis. The record is from RefSeq and is a predicted model, not a curated record.
CAGCUGGCAGACAUUUAAAAAGGAGACAGUCCGGCGCUGCAGCAUUUUGUAUUGAAACUCCAGCCGCUUUCUAUGGAAUCGUUAACGACUCCAGACUCCCACCAACGCGCGCCCCGUCUGCAGUACCACAGUCUCCACCAUUAGCUGCCUAUUGCCUCGGGAGAUUUCAUAAAAACACCCACCACAGAUAAUUUCAUUUGCGGCUACUUGGAGCUUUUGACAGGAUGGCCAGAUCGGCGCGUAUCCUCUGUGGCAUGGUUUUCGUCCUUGGGCUGCUGUCAUCUCCAGUGGAUUCCAAACGGAUCAGGGGCUCCCAAGGCGCCAUCCCUCAUCCUGACAAAAACAACCCAAACGAAUCGGAGCAGCAACCACAGACACCGCAGGCGGGCUCUGGUUCCCGAGGGCGGGGAAAGAGCUCUGCUGCACCGGCUGAGGAGGUGCUGGAGUCCAGCCAAGAAGCGUUGCAUGUCACCGAGCGCCGCUAUCUGAAACGCGACUGGUGCAAGACCCAGCCACUCAAACAGACCAUCCACGAGGAGGGCUGCAUCAGCCGCACCAUCAUUAACAGGUUCUGCUACGGACAGUGUAAUUCUUUUUACAUCCCCAGACAUGUCCGCAGGGAAGAGGGAGCCUUCCAGUCUUGUUCAUUCUGCAAGCCGAAACGAUUUACAACCAUGACCUACACUUUGAACUGCCCGGACCAGCAGCCACCCACCAAGAAGAAGCGCAUCCAGCGCGUAAAGCAGUGCCGCUGCAUCUCCAUAGAAUUGGACUAGCCAUGUGGUGUGAUUGACCGGGAUGCAGCCAAUAAGUCUGCUCAUCAAACCGCUAUUGGAUUGCUCACAUGAACGAAAAAACCCAUAUGACUGACUGGGAGCAUAUUUCCCUCUUCCAAAUAUGGGAAAAUGUUCAAUCUGCAAGGAAAGUAAUAAAUUAAAAACAUGUGCAUCCCAUGUUAUAUAUAGGCUUGUGUAGAUAGGCCUAUACGUGGGCAUACUAUUUUGCAAACAAAGCCUGCUGUACCAUAUAUUUUAUGUGUUAAAUGUUGUAUUAAUCAAAUUCCAAUAGCAGCCUGUGGCAAGCAACGUUUCAUGGUAUAAUAACAUGGAAUGAACACAACAAGCUGCCGAUUGACUUGUAACCAAGCGCACGGCUUUUCCAACCUCCGCAAAUAGGACUGCAGAACCGUUUCACAGAGGAUGUUUACACUCUUUUGGACAGAAACAUCCUUAGGCAAUCACAACAAAUGUCAAUGGAAGGGAAUAUGACGGACAAUGCAUUUAAAUAAUGGUUGAAGACUAGUUUCCACUAUGUGGAAUUUGAAGAUAAGUGACGACUAUUUAAUGUGGCAAGAAUGCUCCACUGAUUUGUGACUCCAAUGUUCAAUAUAGCCUAGUGGAGAAAAGAUAGCUUUUGUAAAGUAUGCUAGGCCUAUACCUAUGUUCCACGCUAUAAAUCGAAACAAACAAAAUGUUUGUAUUAGUUUGACAUUUAAAUAAAAAUGGUCGAUGUUCACUGAAUGUAUAAAGCAUUAUGAACACCUGCUCUUUCCA